Molecule: messenger RNA, 6576 nt
Organism: Symphalangus syndactylus (siamang)
Lineage: Eukaryota; Metazoa; Chordata; Mammalia; Primates; Hylobatidae
Gene: ACTR2
Product: actin related protein 2
Source: RefSeq, a predicted model, not a curated record
UUCUUCUUUUUUUUAUUUUUUUGAGAUAGGGUCUGGCUGUGUCACCCAGGCUGCAGCGUAGUAGCGCAAUCUCAGCUCACUGCAAACUCUGCCUCCUGGGCUCAAAUCAUCUUCCCACCUCUGCCUCCCAAGUAGCUGGGACUAUAGGCACGGCUAAUUUUUGUAUUUUUUUUUGUAGAGACGGGGUUUCACCAUCUGGCCUAGGCUGGUCUUGAACUCCUGAGCUCAAGUGAUCCACCCACCUUGGCCUCCCAAAGUGCUGGGAUUACAGAUGUGAGCCAUUGUCCCAGUCUAGAUUUUUUGUUUCAAUACAUGAACUAAAAGCUUUAAAUUUCUAUUAUGUCAAUUAUCAAUUUUUUCUUUUAUAGAUCAUGAUUUUAGUGUCAUAUCUAAGCAAACUUUGCUUAACUUAAUGUCAAAAGAUUUUCCUGUUUUUUUUUCUGAAAUUUAUAGUUUUAGCUUUUAUAUUUAGGUCUAUGAGCCACUUAAAUCAAUUUUUAUGUGUGAUGUGAGGUAAGAAUCAAAGUUCUUUUUUUUCCCUCCCACACCAUUCGUUGAAAAGAUUACCCUUUCCCCAUGGAUUGUUUUAGCACCAUUGUUGAAAAUCAAUUGACCAUAAUGUAAAGGUUUAUUUGUGGACUAUUUGAUUCCAUUGAUUGAUAUAACUGCCUCUGUGCCAGUAUUACAGUCUUCAUUACUGUAGCUUUAUAAUAAGUUUUGAAUUCAGGUAGUGGAAGUUCUCCAUCUUUAUCUGUUUCAAAAUCCCUUUAUUCUGGUUCCUUUUCAUUUCAUAUAAAUUUUAGGGCCAAACUUGCCAAUUUUUUUUUUUUUUUUUUGAGAUGGAGUCUUGCUCUGUCACCAGGCUGGAGUGCAGUGGUGAGAUCUCUCUCACUGCAACCUCUGCCUCCCGGGUUCAAGCGAUUCUCCUGCCUCAGCUUCCUGAGUGGCUGGGAUUACAGGUGAGUGCCAACAUGCCCAGCUAAUUUUUGUAUUUUUAGUAGAGACGGGGUUUUGCCAUGUUGGCCAGGCUUGUCUUGAACUCCUGAUCUCAGGUGAUCUGCCCUCCUUGGCCUCCCCAAGUGCUGGGAUUACAGGCGUGAGCCACUGCGCCCGGAAUCAUGUUCUUUCUUUAAAAAUACAAAUUAGCAAUCCCCUUAAUUCCACAAAGAGGAAAAGUAAAAGAACACAGAAAUGCUUGAGUUCAAUUGGCUGAGACCAAUGCACUUUCAAGAAAACUGCACAGCACUAGCAUUGGAGGCUACAAAAAAAAGAUAUGGACUCUAUACUCAAGGAAUUUAUGAACAGAUAAAUUUUUCUGCUGGCUGAGGUACUUCUCUGACUGUUAAAGCAGGUAAAAGGAAGAAAUGUUCCUCCGAGACUUCCUACCUAUUCUAACCUCUCAAACUUCCAAUUGCAACAAUGGCAGCUUUAUUUUUAUCUUAGUAUUUAUGUGUUGAGGGUUCCAUAUAAGAUUAAAUUUGAAUAAAGCACUGUAUGCCUUUAAAAAGCUUUGAAAGUCACUGGUCUAAUGAAAGAACAGUGAAAACUGACAGGCAGCUAUAUUAUAAAAAGAAUACUGGAUUGAGGGUUCAUGAUGCCUGUUUUAUUCUAGUUGUUGAACAUGUACAGCCAUGUAGAAGGAAAAGUUCUAGUUCUCACCUCUCAUAAAGGAUGGCAUUUUAAAGGUGAAUUUUAAUGUCAUUCAUCUAAUAAAUAUUUGUUGCAUGUAAUAAGCACAAUGUUAUUCAUAUAUUCAUAGUAAAGUAAUAGGGAGAAAGGAAGUAAGGAACAUCCUGAGGAUAUCAGCCGUCAUCAGAGAUGUGAUAAGCUGGGUCUCAGAGCACAAGUUUGCCAAUUGACUAAAAAGGAAAAAAAAAUGAGGCAUCGUAGAUAGAAUCAUAGGUCCAGAAGAACAGAAUUAGAAAUAGUUACCACUGAAUGAACAUUUCCUCUAUGCAUAGACUUUUAUCCUUACCACACCUACGGAGAUAGAAGUUAUUAUCCCCAUGCAGACAGGGGUAUGCCAAAAUCACAAAACUCGUGAGUGGCAGCGCCACGUUUGAAACUGAGGUUGUCUGAUUUCAAAGCCAAGGCUCUGGGUUCACAGAACUACAUGUACUUUAGAGGUGUGAUGCAACAUGGGACUACUAGAAGAAGGAGGCGGUGGGCCACGAGACUGGAAAUGCAGGCACCUGCUCUCGCUCACUUGACCAUGGAGCAACUUGGGCAAAGAAGGGGUGGGCUGACAUUGGAGUACGGAACAAACGCAUGAUUUCAAAUAAGCAUGUGUGUAUCCACCCCAGUUCUGUCCGCUGAAAAGGCCUAGAAGCAAUGACACACCAAGCCCUGUCGAAUGGUGGGGUCCGCCAGGACCUCCAGGCUUGCUCCUCGCCCUACCCGCCAGCUUCUCCGCCACAUUCCACUGCCGCAGCAGAACCGGUGUCCUUCACCUGCCUGCGUCUUCUGCAGUUCGUUAAGCGACGCCCUUAGCUCCUGUGACACUUUAGGGAUAAAGCCUCAGCACCCGCGAUGUUGGCCGCCAUUAACGCCCGGCAAAGCGCCGGGAACUAGAAGCAGCGAAGAACCCGGGUGGGCACCGACCGUGACGGCCGAGCCGGAAGCGGAGCUGCGGGCGGGGCCUCGACGCUCCUCCGUCUUUUAUUGGAGCUCACCGCUGCCAGUCGCGCUGCCCGCCCAUCCCACCCUUUUCGUGCGGGCAUUCAGCUAAAUGACGGGCGGAGCCCGACGGCGGCUUCCGGUCGGGGGAAAAAAGUUGGGCCGAAGGAGGGGCCGGGAAGACGCAGGAGGAAGAAGAGAAAACGGCCGGACGGCGGUGGCUGUAGGUUGUGCGGCUGCAGCGGCUCUUCCCUGGGCGGACGAUGGACAGCCAGGGCAGGAAGGUGGUGGUGUGCGACAACGGCACCGGGUUUGUGAAGUGUGGAUAUGCAGGCUCUAACUUUCCAGAACACAUCUUCCCAGCUUUGGUUGGAAGACCUAUAAUCAGAUCAACCACCAAAGUGGGAAACAUUGAAAUCAAGAAUAACAAAAAGAUGGAUCUUAUGGUUGGUGAUGAGGCAAGUGAAUUACGAUCAAUGUUAGAAGUUAACUACCCUAUGGAAAAUGGCAUAGUACGAAAUUGGGAUGACAUGAAACACCUGUGGGACUACACAUUUGGACCAGAGAAACUUAAUAUAGAUACCAGAAAUUGUAAAAUCUUACUCACAGAACCUCCUAUGAACCCAACCAAAAACAGAGAGAAGAUUGUAGAGGUAAUGUUUGAAACUUACCAGUUUUCCGGUGUAUAUGUAGCCAUCCAGGCAGUUCUGACUUUGUACGCUCAAGGUUUAUUGACUGGUGUAGUGGUAGACUCUGGAGAUGGUGUGACUCACAUUUGCCCAGUAUAUGAAGGCUUUUCUCUCCCUCAUCUUACCAGGAGACUGGAUAUUGCUGGGAGGGAUAUAACUAGAUAUCUUAUCAAGCUACUUCUGUUGCGAGGAUACGCCUUCAACCACUCUGCUGAUUUUGAAACGGUUCGCAUGAUUAAAGAAAAACUGUGUUACGUGGGAUAUAAUAUUGAGCAAGAGCAGAAACUGGCCUUGGAAACCACAGUAUUAGUUGAAUCUUACACACUCCCAGAUGGACGUAUCAUCAAAGUUGGGGGAGAGAGAUUUGAAGCACCAGAAGCUUUAUUUCAGCCUCACUUGAUCAAUGUUGAAGGAGUUGGUGUUGCUGAAUUGCUUUUUAACACAAUUCAGGCGGCUGACAUUGAUACCAGAUCUGAAUUCUACAAACACAUUGUGCUUUCUGGAGGGUCUACUAUGUAUCCUGGCCUGCCAUCACGGUUGGAACGAGAACUUAAACAGCUUUACUUAGAACGAGUUUUGAAGGGUGAUGUGGAAAAACUUUCUAAAUUUAAGAUCCGCAUUGAAGACCCACCCCGCAGAAAGCACAUGGUAUUCCUGGGUGGUGCAGUUCUAGCGGAUAUCAUGAAAGACAAAGACAACUUUUGGAUGACCCGACAAGAGUACCAAGAAAAGGGUGUCCGUGUGCUAGAGAAACUUGGUGUGACUGUUCGAUAAACUCCAAAGCUUGUUCCCAUCACACCCGUAAUACUUUCUUUUUUCCUUUAUUGCCAAUCUUUGAACUCAUUCAACUCCAGGACAUGGAAGAGGCCUCUCUCUACCCUUUGACUGGAAAGGUCAAGUUUUAUUCUGGUGUCUUGGGGAAGCUUUGUUAAAUUUUUGUUAAUGUGGGUAAAUCUGAGUUUAAUUCAACUGCUUGCCUACAUAGACUAGAGGGCUAAGGAUUCUGUCUGCUGCUUUGUUUCUUCUAAGUAGGCAUUUAGAUCAUUCCUGUAGGCUUCCUAUUUUCACUUUACUGCUCUAAUGCUGCUAGUCGUAGUCUUUAGCACACUAGGUGGUAUGCCUUUAUUAGCAUAAGAAAAAAACUUUCAGGAGCUUUUACAUAUUACUGGGAUGGGGGGUGGUUCGGGAUGGGUGGGCAGCUGCUGAACCCUUUAGGGCAUUUCCUCUGUAAUGUGGCGCUUUCAACUGUACUGCUGCAGCUUUAAGUACCUUAAAGCUUCUCCUGUGAACUUCUUAGGGAAAUGUUAGGUUCAGAACUAAAGUGUUUUGGGUGGGUUUUGUUGCGGGGGGAGGGUAACAGUGGGUGGUCUUCUAAUUUUUAUUUUUGAGGUUUUUUCACUGGAGUACAUAGAGGAACUUUAUUUACAGUACUUUGAUUUGGCAGGUUUUCUUCUACUUGUGCUCUGCCUGGAGCUGUUUCCAUAUGAUAUAAAAAGCAAGUGUAGUAUUCCAUUACUUUGUGGCUUAGGGAUUUAUUUGUUUUUUAAAAUCAACCAUGUUAGCUGGGACUGGACUCCCUACAAUCCUUCAAUGUAAAAGCAACAUUUAAAAAUCCUUUGGGUAAUUCAAAUUACAGAUUUAAAAGUGCUUAAGAUCUGGUGUUUUGUUAAUGCUUCUGUUUAUUCCAGAAGCAUUAAGGUAACCCAUUGCCAAGUAUCAUUCUUGCAAAUUAUUCUUUUAUAUAACUGACCAGUGCUUAAUAAAACAAGCAGGUACUUACAAAUAAUUACUGGCAGUAGGUUAUAAUUGGUGGUUUAAAAAUAACAUUGGAAUACAGGACUUGUUGCCAAUUGGGUAAUUUUCAUUAGUUGUUUUGUUUGUUUGUUUUGAUUUGAAACCUGGAAAUACAGUAAAAUUUGACUGUUUAAAAUGUUGGCCAAAAAAAUUAAGAUUUAAAUUUUUUAUUUGUACUGAAAAACUAAUCAUAACUGUUAAUUCUCAGUCAUCUUUGAAGCUUGAAAGAAGAGUCUUUGGUAUUUUGUAAACGUUAGCAGACUUUCCUGCCAGUGUCAGAAAAUCCUAUUUAUAAAUCCUGUCAGUAUUCCUUGGUAUCUGAAAAAAAUAUCAAAUAGUACCAUACAUGAGUUACUAAGUUUGAAAAAUAAAAAGAAAUUGCAUCACACUAAUUACAAAAUACAAGUUCUGGAAAAAAUAUUUUUCUUCAUUUUAAAACUUUUUUUAACUAAUAAUGGCUUUGAAAGAAGAGGCUUAAUUUGGGGGUAACUAAAAAGAAAUGAUUGACUUGAGGGUCUCUGGUAAGAAUACAUCAUUAGCUUAAAUAAGCAGCAGAAGGUUAGUUUUAAUUAUGUAGCUUCUGUUAAUAUUAAGUGUUUUUUGUCUGUUUUACCUCAAUUUGAACAGAUAAGUUUGCCUGCAUGCUGGACAUGCCUCAGAACACAUGAAUAGCCCGUACUAGAUCUUGGGAACAUGGAUCUUAGAGUCACUUUGGAAUAAGUUCUUAUAUAAAUAUCCCCAGCCUUUUGAGAACGUGGCUUGUUAAAGAACGCGUAUAUAGGGCCAGUACCUACUGGCAGUUGGGUUCAGGGAAAUGGGAUUGACUUGGCCUUUGGUCCUUUGGUCAUAAUUUUAAAAUAUGGGAGUAGAAAACAACAAAGAAUGGAAUGGACUCUUACAACAAUGAAAGAGCGUUUAUCAUUUGUCCCUUGAAUGUAGAAUUUGUUUUUGAUUUCAUAAUUCUGCUGGUAAACGUGACGGUUAAAAUGGUGUAUUAUGUGUAUAUAUUAUAAUUUAGAAAUACCAUUUUAUAAUUUUACUAUUCCAAGGUGACAUAAUGCAUUUAAAUUUGGGAUUUGGUUGGGGUAUUAUGUUUAACUGGAGUUGUCAAGUAUGAAUCCCUCAGGAAAAAAAAAAUUCUGUUUUAAAAAGCAAUCUGAUUCUUAGCUCUUGAAACUAUUGUUACUUAAAUUUCCAAUAAUUAAAAAUUUAAAAUUUUUAAAUUAGAAUUGCCAAUACUUCUACCUUUGAGAAGGGUUUCUUAGAAAUACAUUUAGUAAUGUCCCCAAGACAUUAGUCUUACAUUUAAACUUUUUUCUUUAAAACAUGGUAUUGGUGGUUAACUUUUACACAGUUCUGAGUACUGUUAAUAUCUGGAAAGUAUCUUGAGAUAUCAGUGGAAAGCUAAACAGUCUAAAUUUAACAUGAAAUACUUCAUUUUGAUUCAGAAAAUAAAAUCAGAUUUUUUCAAAGUCAA